Molecule: messenger RNA, 552 nt
Organism: Candidozyma haemuli
Lineage: Eukaryota; Fungi; Ascomycota; Pichiomycetes; Serinales; Metschnikowiaceae
Exons: 2
Coding region: 1-552 (183 amino acids)
Source: RefSeq, a predicted model, not a curated record
AUGACUAGUUCAGAUGGAGACCAUGAGGGCGGCGGGUUCCGUUCAUUGAUUCAGACAGAGAAGACGAAGACUGACCACCAUACGGUUUGCGAGAAGGUUGUCAUUGACAACGCCAACAACAACGAGGGCACCAACACCACUGGCGACGCCGCCGAGGUGCCCACCUUUGCCGACAUCGAUGCCGACGACCUUGUCGAUGUCAAAAAUGAACCUACUACGUUUACUGUCGUCCUUUCGGGCGACCAGGAGGGUUCUGUUUUUGAGGCUGGAAACAGCUACACGGUCACACAACUAGAGGCUUUCACCGCCGUGACUACACCAGAGAAGCUGCCGAGGGCGGCCAAGAUUGACGUCGCUUUGUCUGAGUCUGAAUACGUUGAGUUGGGGAGCUCGACGUUGGACAGUGGCAAGGGGACCAGCAAGAUGUCUGGGGUGAAGCCGCUGAAGAACCGUGAAAAGAGAUUUGCUAAGAAGGCCGCCUUGGCGGCUGCUCUUCCUGCUUUGCGGGACCAGAGCAAGAUGUUCAAGCUUUCGAAGCUUAAGAGAACUUGA